Molecule: messenger RNA, 2205 nt
Organism: Gasterosteus aculeatus aculeatus (three-spined stickleback)
Lineage: Eukaryota; Metazoa; Chordata; Actinopteri; Perciformes; Gasterosteidae
Source: RefSeq, a predicted model, not a curated record
CCAAGCACCGUGUGUGAAACUCUCAUAUCUCACAUAUCAAUAAUUCAAGCGCGCGCGAGAGCGAGCAGACGGAGCCUCCCGCCCCCCACCACCACCACCACCACCACCUCCCACCUCGCGCGCUAUGUGUGCCGUUGCCCCGUCACUCGUCCAGGGCCCGACUCCCGCUUACUGCUCCAAGUGACAGGGAAGAGGGCGGGAAACAAAAGCGAGGAGAGGAGCAGGUGAAAACCGACGACCCGACCGGAGACCCGCGGCGUGAAGUUGCGCGAAGACGGCCGGAGAAGCGGCUGGUCGCGGUCCCGGUAUGUUGGCGCUGUGCCUGCUGAGCGCCGCGUGGCUCGCGGGGAGCCCGGCCCGCGCGCAGAACGAGACGGAGCCCAUCGUCCUGGAGGGCAAGUGCCUGGUGGUGUGCGACUCCAACCCGGCCGCGGACCCCACGGGCACCGCGCUCGGGAUCUCCGUGCGCUCCGGCAGCGCCAAGGUGGCGUUCUCCGCGGUCCGGAACACCAACCACGAACCCUCCGAGAUGAGCAACCGCACCAUGGUCAUCUACUUCGACCGGGUCCUCGUGAACGUUGGCAAGAACUUUGACGAGGAGAGAAGUAAUUUCAUCGCGCCGCGCAAAGGGAUUUACAGUUUCAACUUCCACGUAGUGAAAGUCUACAACCGCCAAACCAUCCAGGUGAGCCUGAUGCACAACGGCUGGCCGGUGAUUUCGGCGUUCGCCGGCGACCAGGACGUGACGCGCGAGGCGGCCAGCAACGGGGUUCUGAUCCAGAUGGAGAAGGGAGACCGGGCCUACCUCAAGCUGGAGAGAGGGAACCUCAUGGGGGGAUGGAAGUUCUCCACCUUCUCCGGCUUUCUGGUGUUCCCCCCCCCGGUGUUUCUCUGUGGCUUGACUGGCAGCUUUGGACAGCCAAAAGCUUUUUUCAUUUCUCUGACUGAAAGGGCGAUCCCACAUCGCUGCAUCUGUGUCGGCUUAAGGCUCUGAUGAAUGUCUCUAGAAGCGCUGCCUCUCCGAAUCACAUCUACCAUGUUUGUCGUCUUUUACUGCGCAUUAAUUCCACGGAUUUUACAUCAGCCUUCAGCCCAGAUCCAAGCAGACCUUUUUUUUUUUUUUUCAGUAGGAAAACAAACGUUUUGAUCAUAAAAGCAUGUGCUUCAUGAACCUUCCCCGUAAAGCUCUGUUUUGCAGUUGUUAUAAUAAAUACAACUGUUCCGUCCAACGUAGACUGACUGCUACCACAUAAAAAAAUGGGACUUUUUUAAAGGUUACAAAAUAUCCUGCAAACUGUUAAAUGUAGAUAUUGAAGUCUCUCUUGUAACUCUAUCCAAUAACCCUCAGAUUGGUGUUGGUACGAGCCACCGGGUAUUACUACACCCUCCUUCUUCCCCUGUUAUUUUAUCAUCUGUCUGCUGUCUGGUCGCCACACAAACAUUGGGAUCAACUUUCGUCUCCGGGUCGGACCCCCGCGCGACCCCCCCCCCCCUCCCCCCCUCCCGUCCUCGCUGUGUCUCUAUCCGGUCAUCACGCCUGCUUUUUUUUCCUUUUCACAUCCGGGACCUUCUCUCUUUGACUAUGCUGUUGACCCACAAGUGCAGAUUUCUCCCUCUUCCUUUUUGGUAUGCCUCCGUUAUCACCCCUCCUCACCCCCCCUCACCCCACCCUCACCCCUACCGCCCCUACGGCCAAUCCUCCCCUCCUUUCUCAUGUCGAUACUAUCUGCUGCUGUAAUCGUUCGCCUCCCAGCACGGAUCCUUCCUUGCUUUUCCUCAAAGUUGGACUUUGGACUCUGAAACCAACACCACAAACUCUACACACAAACACACACACACACACACACACAUAUAUAUAUAUGUACACAUUUACACAAUAUAUAUAUACAAAUGGAUAUAUAAAUAUAUUGAAAUCUAAGUCCACAUUUCUAUUCCUCUGGUAUUAUGAUAAUAAUAAUGAUAAUACUAAUAUUGAAAACUGAAUCUGGUUGAUGACUAUAAUAUCUGUAUUUCCGUACUUAAAUGUUAUGUAAAAGAAAACAUGUUCUUUGAGAAACUUAUUAGUGACUGUGUGUGGAAAUCCGAGGCUGCCGUUCUGCUCUUCUGAUAAAAAAGACGCUUCUUGUUUUUUGUUUUGGAUCAAACCAAGUUAUGGCUAAAAAUGACUAUUAUACAAAAAAAACAUACAGCUAAAAGGAAUUUUAU